UAUUACUUGCUAGUUGAAAGCGAACUGUGGCCGAUUCCCGUUCUAGCGUUUUAAUUACAAAAAAAUUUUACAAUUUUAUUUCUGUGUCGCAAACUUUCUGUUUUGUUUCAUCAGAAAAUGUCUACGCAGCGGAAUACACAAAAAAGUCUGGUUUCGUCUGCUCCUGCUAAUUCAGCGCCCAAAAAAUAUGCCCACACUUGUGAAAUUCAUAGCGAAGAACCGAAGCGAAGAUGCGAGUACCAACCGAACAGCGUACGAUCUUCAAUACAAAGUGAGCUACUUUUGCUGGAAGAUUUUAACGGUGGAUUGUUGCAAAAUAAUUGUCAAGCUUUGAGUAGCAGCGAUAGCAUUUCAACAACAGCAAGCACUCCAUGCUCAGCCAUAGAAUACAACCAGAGUUUCUAUCGUGUCCCAGAGGAUUUACUAGCACGUGGUGAUUUUAUUGCUUACCAAAGUGCCGAUAUAGCAGACUUCUUUAAUUCGACCACAAACAAUCACGCGAGGCCUCAACGUGUUUCAGAAAUUUGCUUAGUCAAUGAUCACUACAUUUUCGUACAACUGCCUGAACCCCAAUUUGGAUACAGCAGCAGGAUGGAUACGAUUGUCGAAGAGGAGGGUAGUAAGACUGACAAUUGUGAACGAGGAAAAGGCUUUUUGCGUUAUUUUCCGUGCCAAAGAAACCGUCGCGUAUUGCCAGCGGGGGCAGUGGAAAGAAUAAAAGAGUCCGCCGAAAGCGCGACUACCGAAAAAAAACGUUCAAUACCAAAGUGUCCACUAGCGCAUUGCUGUUGGCGAGUAAAUGAAAGCCCCGAAAUAUUUGAAUCGCGCACAAAGAUUUUUGGUGUGUUAUGGAAACAGAAAAUACCUGCGAAAGUCAUAACAAUACAGCCAACUAAAAGUGGCAUGGAAGCUCCACUUGAUCUACGCAUCAAGUCUGUACGCAUUCCCGAGAGUUGUGCAUCAGUUGCAGAAAAUAAUAAUCAAGUUGACACCGGCAUUUUCGGCAGUCCUUUAAAUUCGCCUUCUAAAGCUACACCACUGCCUGUGGUUGGUGGUGCACUACAGACAUCUAUGCAUGAUGCAAUCACACUGGAGCAACAUGCCAAUUGGGUAAAUGGCGACAAAAUUGAUUUGAUGCAAAAUGUGGCAGAGAAGAAAUUUUCAUCAGUAGUGGACGGUAAAAAUACGAAAGCGAAGCGACGCAGGAAUUUGUUUCAUUGGCUACCCAAACGUUCAAAAGCCCCGAAGCCCAAAUCCAAAAUUCACGCUGUCAUUUAUAAAACAUAUUUCGUUCGUUGGAAAAAGCCACCUGAUGAGAUGUGUCCACAUUGCGGUUGCUUAAGAAAUGAUGAAUCCUCUACAGUUGCGUCCUGUAAAUGGAGACGGUGUCAUUCGGCUACAUUUUAGAGGGUGCCGUAAAUGUAAGCCUUGUGAUAAGGAGUUAAGAAACAGAGGUUGUGAAUGUACAUUAGUAUUUACAUUAUAAAUA
Messenger RNA from Anastrepha ludens (Mexican fruit fly), 1489 nucleotides. RefSeq lists its product as uncharacterized. NCBI's taxonomy places the organism in Eukaryota, Metazoa, Arthropoda, Insecta, Diptera, Tephritidae. The record is from RefSeq and is a predicted model, not a curated record. The transcript is spliced from 2 exons. Bases 118 to 1407 code for a protein of 429 amino acids.